GACGUCAUUUAGAACCCGGAAGCGCGCGCACGUGAGCUCCUCCGCGGCGCCGGCCCCGCGCUCCGCCGCCGCCGGCCAUGGGCCGCUCCCGCCGGACGGGCGCGCACCGGGCGCACUCUCUGGGCCGCCAGAUGAAGGCGAAGCGGCGGCGGCCGGACCUGGACGAGAUCCACCGCGAGCUGCGGCCCCAGGUUCCCUCACGGCCCCGGCCGGACGCGGGUGCCCAGCCAGACCCGGACCUGCCCGGGGGCGGCCUGCAUCGCUGCCUGGCCUGCGCGAGGUACUUCAUCGAUUCUGCCAACCUGAAGACCCACUUCCGGUCCAAAGACCACAAGAAAAGGCUAAAGCAGCUGAGCGUGGAGCCCUACACUCAGGAAGAGGCUGAGAGGGCAGCAGGCAUGGGCUCCUAUGUGGCCCCCAAGCGGCUGGCAGUGCCCACAGAAGUAUCCACGGAGGUCCCUGAGAUGGACACGUCGACCUGACAUGAAGAUGCAGGGCAGAGCGGCCGCCCAUGGACUGUGACGCAGGGCUAGGCCGGGAGAGACUGUGCCAUCCUUCUUUGGCCCUGAAUUUGCAAGUGGAUGGCCUCUUCUGGGUGCCCUCCCCCUCAAAUAAAGGACCUGGAUAAAGA
Molecule: messenger RNA, 631 nt
Organism: Pipistrellus kuhlii (Kuhl's pipistrelle)
Lineage: Eukaryota; Metazoa; Chordata; Mammalia; Chiroptera; Vespertilionidae
Gene: ZNF593
Product: zinc finger protein 593
Exons: 3
Coding region: 78-482 (134 amino acids)
Molecular function (GO): zinc ion binding; nucleic acid binding
Source: RefSeq, a predicted model, not a curated record